GAGCUUCGAGAGAGUGUGUCUGGAUAAGGACCCUACGACCCUUCUGCGUUUAUAAAUUUCCCUUCCUCCGAUUGCCACACGAUUCCUACCUUCACCUCUUUAUCAUUCUCUCUUUCUCUCCUCAUCUUCAUCCAUGGAUCCUUACAAGUACCGCCCUUCAAGUGCUUACGAUUCCCCGUUUUGGACCACCAACUCCGGUGCUCCCGUGUGGAACAACAACUCUUCUCUAACCAUUGGAGCUAGAGGUCCAAUUCUCCUCGAGGACUAUCAUUUGGUUGAGAAACUUGCCAAUUUUGAUAGGGAGCGAAUCCCAGAACGUGUUGUCCAUGCUAGGGGAGCCAGUGCAAAGGGAUUUUUUGAGGUCACCCAUGAUAUUUCUCAUCUUACAUGUGCUGACUUCCUUCGAGCCCCUGGAGUGCAGACACCUGUCAUUGUGCGUUUCUCAACUGUUAUCCAUGAGCGUGGCAGCCCUGAAACCCUGAGGGAUCCUCGUGGUUUCGCAGUGAAGUUUUACACCAGAGAGGGAAAUUUUGACUUGGUGGGAAACAAUUUUCCUGUCUUCUUCGUCCGUGAUGGAAUGAAAUUCCCAGACAUGGUCCAUGCUCUCAAGCCUAAUCCAAAGUCUCACAUCCAAGAGAAUUGGAGGAUCCUUGACUUCUUUUCCCACCAUCCAGAAAGUCUGCACAUGUUCACCUUCCUAUUUGAUGACCUGGGAAUUCCACAAGAUUACAGGCAUAUGGAAGGUUCUGGUGUUAAUACAUACACUCUUAUCAGUAAGACUGGGAAGGCAUACUACGUGAAAUUUCACUGGAAGCCCACAUGUGGAGUCAAGUGUUUAUUGGAUGAAGAGGCUAUUAAGGUUGGAGGAUCUAAUCAUAGCCAUGCUACCCAAGAUCUCUAUGACUCAAUUGCUGCUGGGAACUACCCUGAGUGGAAACUUUACAUUCAGACAAUUGAUCCUGACCAUGAGGACAAAUUUGACUUUGAUCCGCUUGAUGUGACCAAGACUUGGCCUGAGGAUAUUCUCCCCCUGCAGCCAGUUGGCCGUUUGGUUCUGAAUAGGAACAUCGACAACUUCUUUGCAGAGAAUGAACAACUUGCAUUCUGCCCUGCCCUUAUUGUCCCUGGUGUCUAUUAUUCAGAUGAUAAGUUGCUCCAAACUCGGAUCUUCUCAUAUGCCGAUACUCAGAGGCACCGUCUUGGCCCAAACUAUCUGCAGCUCCCAGUUAAUGCUCCCAAGUCUGCUCACCACAACAAUCACCAUGAGGGAUUGAUGAAUUUCAUGCACAGGGAUGAAGAGGUUAAUUACUUCCCUUCAAGGUUUGACCCUGUUCGUCAUGCUGAGAGCCACCCCAUUCCUUCUGCUGUCUACACCGGAAGACGUGAGAAGAGCAUCAUUGAGAAGGAGAACAACUUCAAGCAAGCUGGAGAAAGAUACAGAUCUUUUGCACCAGACAGGCAAGAACGGUAUAUCCGCAGGUGGGUAGACGCCCUAUCCGACCCACGUUGCACCCAUGAGAUUCGCAGCAUUUGGAUCUCAUAUUGGUCUCAGGCCGACAAAUCUUUGGGUCAGAAACUCGCAUCUCAUCUCAAUGUUAGACCAAACUUUUGAGAGUGACACACUGAGCCAGAUGUUCAAGUUUGGGGAAGAAAAAGAGAGGAUAAAUCACAUGUCAAAUUUGUUAAUCCUUUGAAAUAUGUUACCCUAAAUCUCAGCAUGUAAUGUGACCUGUUACAGCAGUGUAAUAAGUGCCAGUCACAUGUGCCGAUUUCAUCUUGUUUCCGAACAUAGCAUACAUAAUAUUGUUUACUUACACAUGCCCCUUUUGCUUAAACUGCUGACAUAUUGCCUAUUAUGGUUUUAUGUGAUGUGAAAUUUCAGUGCACGAUCAAAGCAGGAUGCGAGUAGUUGCUUGGUUCUCAUUGUUCACUGUACGAACAUGUACGUUCUGCUUUGAUUUCGCAUUGAAAUUCUUACAUUGCACAAUGUUUGCUGGCUAGUAUGCUCUCCGACUUGUUUGUGUUGGAACUAGAAUGAGAAUUUACAAUCGUUAUGUACAA
Molecule: messenger RNA, 2061 nt
Organism: Fragaria vesca subsp. vesca
Lineage: Eukaryota; Viridiplantae; Streptophyta; Magnoliopsida; Rosales; Rosaceae
Product: catalase-like
Exons: 8
Coding region: 134-1612 (492 amino acids)
Biological process (GO): response to hydrogen peroxide; hydrogen peroxide catabolic process
Cellular component (GO): cytoplasm; plasma membrane; peroxisome
Molecular function (GO): catalase activity; heme binding
Source: RefSeq, a predicted model, not a curated record